This is a messenger RNA of Carassius auratus (goldfish), 2574 nucleotides long. RefSeq lists its product as uncharacterized. The transcript has 7 exons. Gene Ontology annotation, cellular component: cell-cell junction; membrane. Lineage: Eukaryota; Metazoa; Chordata; Actinopteri; Cypriniformes; Cyprinidae. The coding region runs from base 155 to 1207 and encodes 350 amino acids. The record is from RefSeq and is a predicted model, not a curated record.
UUUUUGUACUCUGAGGUGACAGUUUCAACUCGGAGUGCAUUCAAGCGUGUCAUAGAAACAAGAUCUGCAAAUAUGAACGGUUUGAUUAAUGGUUGCCAAUGUUAAUAAAAUGCUAAUUUAGCUAUUGAAACAUUAAGUCUAACUUUGACUUACGAUGCCUGGAUAUUUCAUUUUGCUUUGUUUCUUUGCUGUGUUUGUGAGAGAAACUGAAGUCAAAGAAGUGCAGACGGGUUUAUACAGUCGUGUUGAGCUGACUGGAGAGGAACUUGAUCAACAAACUGUUGAUUCUCUGCGCUCAGUGGAAUGGACCAAACGAAAUGGAUCAGUAACAUGUCUAUGUUUUAAGAAAAACACCACAUUCAGUGCUGAAUACAGUCAAUGCUGUGGAAGAGCUCAUUUCUAUUUAAACAAUAACAGCCUCAUUCUGGAGAACGUGACGGCAAAGGAUGAAGGAGUUUACACUGAAAGAAUAAUUAGAGGAAACGGCACUAUAAAAUCUCAAAACUUCACAUUAUUAAUUCAGUACCCUCCAAAUGUAACAGAAAUUGUGGUCUCCUGGACCUCCAACACAUCUGUGACUCUCAAAUGUGAAGUGAGCGGCGUCUUUCUGCAUCUGAUGUGGAAGAGAGAAGGAUUGCCUGUUCUAGAGAAACACAGACACUCAUUCAGUGAGAGAAACCAGACUCUACACAUCAGCAACAUAACCAGCUCUGAUUAUGAGACAUACAGCUGUAUUGCUUCAAAUGCAUAUGGAGAAUCAGAACAACACACAUAUAUUACAGGUGAGAACUCAACUGUUAACCGAGGAAAUAGCGCUGCUGGUAAAACUCAGACUGAUCAGAUCGUGCUUUCAAGUGGACUUACACUCGCAGGAGUUUUAGGACUGUGCAUCGUGUUCUUCUGCCUUUACAAAAACCAUCAGAGGCAAAGAGCUGAAAAUGGCAGAACUACAGAUGAAGGGGGUGCAGACAAUGACCUUGUUAUUUAUCAGGACGUACCUGCCACUGAAGAGGUGACUCCUUUACCGUACGUCUACACAGACUUCAUUAAGCCGAAAGAGAGCGGUCAGGCCUCAGCUGCAGCGCAACGCUUUGAGGACUUUGGUUACUCUGAGGUCGGACCCACAUGCAGGGGAGAAACAGUCGUUCUAGAUGAACGUGUGUCUAGUGAACAGUCCACAGCGUGUCCUGAUGCUGAAGAGGAAUAACAACUGAUAUAAGAGACUACCAAACAUGCUGAAAUGAAAACAGCGAAUACACACACUUUCAUGUUCAUGAAUCUGGUGCAGUGCAACAAAUGCAACAAGUUUAUAAGCAGCGGGUGAAGAAAAACGUUAGGUCCUGAUCAACCACUAGAGGGCAGCAAAAACAGCUGAAAACACACUUUCAGUAAAAGGUGCAAAGCUGUCACUGGAGUGGCUUCCAUUUACAGAAGUUAAAAGGUACAACCAUGUAGCUUACCUUAUUUACACCUAAAUGGUGCGUAAUAAUAGCUUAGAUGUACAUGAUAGUAUUCGAAAAGUACAUAUUAGUACCUAAAGUGUACAUAUUAAUAACUUUUUAUUGGGCAUCGCAUCUAACAGGUUUUUGUUUUACCUUUCUUUUUCCCCCGAGACUGAAGCAGCUCUACCAGUUUUAACCAUGAUGGUUCUAAAUUAUUACAAAGACACAGCAACAACAUUGUUGAUGGACAAAUCAUCUUAAAAAUAGUUUCAUGAUUACAGUUACAUUCAGUAGGCUAAGCAUCAUUCUGAAAUAUAGCAGUGUUUCCUCUCUUGCGCUUGGCACUGGAUCAUGCACAGCAUGAACACCAUUAUACAGACUUGAUAAGUACAUAAUAAAAGGACUUCAUUAAGUACUUAAGCAUCUUGCAAUAAUGUCAAGGAAACAAUGUUUGAAGUGACACAUAUGCACACUGUGAGAGGUCAAAAAUGUCCACCCUACUCAUUAGUGACUGUCAUACACAGUGAUUAGAUAAACGACUUUUCAGAGCAAUUUGGAGCAAAAUUGGUUUGUCUUGCAUGACUAACUCUGUUAAAGGUUCUGUAUAUAAUUUAUGACAUGAAGUAAGCAGCAGAUUAACUGAUGUUAAAAGGCAAAUCUAGAUGUCAGUAAAGAAGUGCACUCUCACAGCGCACAGUAAGAGACCAAAACAGGUCGAAGCAUUUGAGAGACAGCUGUCAGUCAUCUGUAGAGUAAAUUUCUCUCCAAUUUUUGAAGGUGAGUACCUUCAUGUAUAACUAAAGCAAUGUCUUUAUUUGGAUUCCUCAAAGCAACCAGGGAUACAUAGGCCUACUGCCACAGGAUGCAAAGAAUAUGUUCCUUUCUUUGUUUUUCCUCCAGAAAAGCCAAAAGAAAAAGACUGAAGUAACAAAUUUGUAACAAUUGUUAACGGUACAGUCUCACUUUUUCUAAGUGUGCUUAAUUUGUUACACCCAUGGAAUGCUGGGAAAUGAUACUUACAAACAGAAGGGGGGUGUAAGUGUUUAAUAAUUUAACUUUAAUCUCUUAAAAAAAAAAAAAAAAAAAAAAAAACAGAGGUUUGGGGGUCAGUGUUAAUUAAAGAUCUCCUAAA